This is a messenger RNA of Chrysochloris asiatica (Cape golden mole), 504 nucleotides long. RefSeq names its product acylphosphatase 1, erythrocyte (common) type (gene ACYP1). Bases 67 to 366 code for a protein of 99 amino acids. The transcript has 3 exons. NCBI's taxonomy places the organism in Eukaryota, Metazoa, Chordata, Mammalia, Afrosoricida, Chrysochloridae. Gene Ontology annotation, molecular function: acylphosphatase activity. The record is from RefSeq and is a predicted model, not a curated record.
GGAGUGGGCCUGCUGAUAGCCCUUCUUAGCGCCCUCGGCUGUAGUGCACAGGCCCCAGGUUUGAGCAUGGCAGAAGGGGACACCCUGAUAUCUGUGGAUUAUGAAAUUUUUGGGAAGGUGCAAGGGGUGUUUUUCCGCAAGUACACACAGGCUGAGGGUAAAAAGCUGGGACUGGUAGGCUGGGUCCAGAACACUGACCGGGGCACAGUGCAAGGACAAUUGCAAGGUCCCACCUCCAAAGUUCGCCAUAUGCAGGAAUGGCUUGAGACAAGAGGAAGUCCCAAAUCGCACAUCGACAGAGCAAACUUCAGCAAUGAGAAAGUCAUCUUAAAAUUGGAUUUUCCAGACUUCCAGAUUUUAAAAUAACAGCCUUAAUUUAAAUGUUCUGAUAUUACUCGGUGAUUUUGUUUUUUAUUGUUAAUAGAGAACUCUUCUGUGUUCAAUAUUAGAAUUUAUCAAUCAGGUAUUGUAGUAUCAGAUAAUUUGAAUGGUACUAUGUAUUAC